CCUAAGCCUAGUAUGAACCACUCAUUUUGAAACUGUAACCCUUGAUUUAAAACCUUGAUCUGAAAUCCUCACUCUGGCUUGCAACCCUCCCAUGACACCCGAACCGAAAAGUUAAAAUACUUGUCAGCCCCGCAUUUGAUUGUGAAACGUGAGCGGAUGUCAAUGCUCUUGCUCAAUCGCUUCAUUUUGAAGGUGCCCGCCGGAAGUGUUGGACGGUCCUGAGCACGUCACAUUUUGACGCGGCAACAAUUUGGUCCUCGGCGAACAUUUUAGCACUCAAAAAGUUUCCAAAUCGCAGCGGUAACUCUUUGACUGACACUUGAGGGGAUUCUACCUUUUUUUCUUCCCUUCGUCGAAAAGAGGAAGUCAAUCCCGGGAAGCGUGUGACCGUCUUCUGUGGCGCUCACAUGACUGUCGGCGUCAGCUGUUGCCGUCUGAUGGCCGGAGAAGCUCCGAGCUUCGCCGCGGUCCGCCGAUGAUCUCCUCUCCGGACUUGCUGCCUUUCACCGUGCCGGAGGGCUUCGGCGACCCCGAGGACGGCGAGGCGGAGGGAGCGCGCGGCCCGGCGGGGGGGCUUUUCCCCGAGGAGUUCUCCGUGCCGCCGCCCCCCCGCUGCGGCGGCCACCCGUGGAGCUCCGCGGCCGCCUUUCACAAGGACUUCGUGUUGGUGGCCGAGUUCUCCGAGCAGGUGGGGCCCACACCGGUGAUGACCAUCCCCGACGAGGCGGGCGCCUGUGGCUCCCUGGACCUGAACCACUUCUCUGUGCGCAUCAUGUCUGUGGACUACCAGGCGUCGGGCCCGGGAGGACCUUCGCCAGCCGCGUCCGGGCCGCGCCUCAACUUCAACGAGGACUCGGAGGUGGUCCUGGGGGACUCGGCCGACUGGGCCUUUGCGUACGUGCGCCACGUGACGCUUCUGGACCUGGCGGCCCGCGGAAUGGUGCGUCCUUUCUGCUUGGCCUACGUGUGCUCGCAGCAGGCCAAGAUCAUGGACAACUUCGGGCGGCUGUCGGCCGGCUUUCGCCGGGCGGCCGACAGCCUCAAGACGGGAAACCGGCAGGCCUUCUCCUUGGAGCUGCACAGCAAGCUGCACCAGCUGCAGUACGAACGCCUGGCCCUGCUGCGGGACGACGGCAUCGGGGAAAAGCGCGAGAAGCUGGAGGCGCUGGAGCGAGCUAUGGAGAUGCACAAAGAGCUCCUCCGCCAGGUCGCUUCCUACCCCAACAGGAAGUUGAAGCGGCCCGACUUCCUGCCCUACGAGCCGGCUGACGCCUGGACGGACGCACCCGCCGCGCCGCCUCCCGCCGGCCGCAUCGUCGGCUCCGAGCGGCGGCUGAAGCCAAUACAGGAACUCUGCAACGGCUAUUACCUGUCACUGAUGACUGAGCAGCUGGCGCAAACGGAGGUCCGCCUCCGCGGCGAUGUCACCGCCCUGCGAGGUGCGAGCAUCACGCGCUCGCUGAAGAGGAAACUCAAAUUGACCAACUUCCUCUUUGAGCAACCCGAGGAUGAGGAAGAGGAAGAGGAGGACGAUGGAGAGGAGGAGAUGUUGAGGGAAAGGGGAAAUCAGCCGAGCUCCGAGUCCUGCGCGGAGGCGGAAGAAGUGGCGAGCGGCGAGAUGACGGGAAGCAUCAGCAGCGGAGACAGCAUCCAAGUGAUCGGCACCGAGCGAUCCUACAGGACGCUGGCAGCCGCCGGGGCGUGCGAUGCUGCGCCGAGUGUCGCCGCCAACGGCGCGCCGCCCCCUGGGCCCCUCGAACAAGCUCUCUCAGUCCCUUCGGCCACGACCGGCGUUUGGCUCGCCACCCGCGACACGCCUCCCCCCUCCUACGAUUCGCCUCCCGUGACCGCCUCGGACCCUCGGCGCCUCAGAGUCUACGCCGGGAGGGCCAACAGCGAGGACAGCAUCGAGGUCCUCAGCACCACCGAGUCCAUCGUCCCCGAAGACCUUGCCGCCAUUACCGAGGAGGAGCCGACCAAAGAUGACGAAAUGGCCGGCACGGCGAAGAACGCUCACGCGGGCAGCGCUGAUCAGACGCCGCCCAAUUUCCCGGUGGAGCGGCGGUCUUCAUCGCAGAGCGGAAAGGAGGCGCGGAGCGGCGGCGCCGGGAGGCGGAGGAAGCGCGGCGCACCCUGGGACAAGGCGGGGCUACUGGCGCAGCGCUUCACCAAGCAGCACUCCUUCUCUCAGCACGUCGUCUUUUGCCUGCUGAGCGGCCGUCCUCUGGUGCUGCUCUCGGGAGACGAAGGCAAACUGAGGAAGACGGUGGACGCUUUGACCCUCUUCCUGCCGGCUCCCGCCGGCGCCGUCGUGCCGUGUUUGCGCGCGCCGCUGCAGCUCGGCGACCUGCUCGCGUGGAGGCUGAUUGGAUUUCACAGGUCUCAGUCCUCGGGCCCGCUUCACUGGCUCAGUCGCUACAGUCGCUACCUGGGCGUGCUCGACUUGGACCAGAGGACGCUGCGCUGCCCGUCUUACUCGGGUUCGCUGGUGGGCUCGUUGGUGGGCUCGGCCGUGCCCGCCGCCGCCUUCCUGCCGCACAUGCAGAGCGGCCUGACGGCGCUGGUGAAUCGGGCGCUGCUGUUUACGUUCGCCCGGCGAGGAGAAGAGGACGACGGGCCGGACGCCGGCGACCUGGCCGUGAUGCGUUUCCUGUCCGACCUCAUCAAGCGCCGGCACGCCGCACGCGGGCCGCCGGCGUUGCGCUUCUCCUACGUGGCGCUGCGCCUGCACAAGAACACUACUGCUGCAUAGGGUGGCAAGUGGGUGGAGCGUUUCCGCGACGUACAGAAAUACCCUCCCAAAUCCCCCAAAUACAUGAAGGGGGCGGGGGAGGGGGCCGGGGGGACAUGAGCACAAAACCAGACACUACUCAAAGCACCAGACAAUCAUUAACACUGUACCACGUGCAAAAAAGAAAAAAUAACUAUUAGGUAAAGACACACGCAGAAGCCCCCCCCCCAUGUGUUACAUUGAAUGAAACAAUGUGCGUGUGUGAUUUGAACGCGCUUUUAAUACAGCAUAUUCAACUUGAAGUGAAACGAGUGGAAAAACAUGACCAAAAUA
This is a messenger RNA of Hippocampus comes (tiger tail seahorse), 3064 nucleotides long. RefSeq names its product Smith-Magenis syndrome chromosome region, candidate 8b (gene smcr8b). Bases 476 to 2752 code for a protein of 758 amino acids. Gene Ontology annotation, molecular function: GTPase activator activity. Lineage: Eukaryota; Metazoa; Chordata; Actinopteri; Syngnathiformes; Syngnathidae. The transcript has 5 exons. Gene Ontology annotation, cellular component: guanyl-nucleotide exchange factor complex. The record is from RefSeq and is a predicted model, not a curated record.